This is a messenger RNA of Bacidia gigantensis, 1260 nucleotides long. RefSeq lists its product as uncharacterized. The coding region runs from base 1 to 1260 and encodes 419 amino acids. NCBI's taxonomy places the organism in Eukaryota, Fungi, Ascomycota, Lecanoromycetes, Lecanorales, Ramalinaceae. The transcript is spliced from 3 exons. Gene Ontology annotation, cellular component: mitochondrion. Gene Ontology annotation, biological process: asparaginyl-tRNA aminoacylation. Gene Ontology annotation, molecular function: ATP binding; asparagine-tRNA ligase activity. The record is from RefSeq and is a predicted model, not a curated record.
AUGGCAAUCUGCCCCCCAACCGCGAAACAGUUGAAAGAGCUUCAUGCGGAGGACGUCGUGGUACUGGGAAAGGCAGACGAGAGCUACAAGACUUUCCCCAUACAAAAGAAAUAUCAUAGCCCUGAGUUCCUCCGCACCAUCCCACAUUUACGACUGAGGACGCCGUUGAACGCUGUACUAGCACGUCUACGGUCUGAGGCGGACUACAGUUUAUCAAGCUUUUUCCGGCAGAAGCAGUUCAUUCGUGUUCAAACCCCGAUCAUCACGUCCUCUGAUUGUGAAGGUGCAGGCGAAGUCUUUGAAGUGACUGAGCAUGCGAAAGAAGCAGAUGAUGUACGGGACGUUGACAGCCACAAGAGUAUUGAUCGAUUCUUUAAAUCACGAAAGCACCUAACGGUGUCCUCCCAACUCCAUCUCGAGGCAUUCAUAAAUGACCACCCUCGAGUCUGGACCCUUUCACCAACCUUCAGAGCCGAGAACAGUGAUACCCCGAGACACCUCAGUGAGUUUUGGAUGCUCGAAGCUGAAAUGCGGACGGAGUGUCUCAACGAUGUAAUGGAAUUCACUGAGAGGAUGCUAAAGACCCUGGUCACCGAUCUUCUUGAGACUUCUAUUCUUGACGAUCUCAAGGGCGUGACGAACAAGGCAUCGCGUAGUCGCGAGGACAAUAAGACGACAGACCUCGGAGCUCGAUGGGGCCGGCUUGCGCAGCAGUCAUGGCCGCGUAUCAGGUACGCUGACGCUGUUAACCUCCUUCAGAAUGCAGCAAGAACAAGAGAAGCCCAUUUCGAAUAUGAGCCUUCAUGGGCAGGACUUUACCUGGAGCAUGAGAAAUGGAUUGCUGGAAAGCUCGGCAUGGGAGGCCCCGUCUUCGUCACGGAUUUUCCUGGAGCUAUCAAACCAUUCUACAUGCUACCGUCCGUGGACAGUAAUCAGCCAUCCAACAUGUCGACUGCUGCAUGUUUUGAUCUCUUGCUGCCCGAAUCUGGUGAAGUGGUGGGCGGGUCGCUACGUGAGCAUCGGCUAGAUGCCUUACUCUCUGCUAUGCAGUCCUACGGUGUGAACGCGCCGACUUCUCCUGGCUCCGGCAAUCUCGACUGGUAUGUUGAUUUGAGAAGGAAUUCCAUUUACUAUGCGCUUUGGAGCCAGGAUCACAUGCAGCAUGUUUUUGAUAUUAGACUCAUCGACAUUCCACCAGUCCGUGUCGCCGUGUGUAGCCAGGAAGGUCCCCGUGAAGAGAAGGCUCGAGCUAUGGGAUAG